Messenger RNA from Cavia porcellus (domestic guinea pig), 4341 nucleotides. It is a transcript of the gene Lancl1, whose product is annotated as LanC like glutathione S-transferase 1. Bases 227 to 1426 code for a protein of 399 amino acids. NCBI's taxonomy places the organism in Eukaryota, Metazoa, Chordata, Mammalia, Rodentia, Caviidae. Gene Ontology annotation, biological process: peptide modification; carbohydrate metabolic process. Gene Ontology annotation, cellular component: plasma membrane. The record is from RefSeq and is a predicted model, not a curated record. The transcript has 9 exons.
UCUGUCAUUGUGCGACGCUGCCUGGCGCGAGGCCUGGGCGACCGCGGGUUUUAAGUCGCAGCAGUCGCCUUCGCUUCUGGCGGGCGUGUGGACGCGGAGCACGGCACGGGCUUCGGCAGCCUUCGUGAGGGGGUGCCGAGCCCUCGCCAGCGGACGGGCGGGCCGGCUGGGGUCGCGGCCCCCUAGCGCGCGCUUCUCCCCGCGCCCCGCAGCCAGCACGACCGCCAUGGCGCAGCGCGCCUUCCCGAACCCCUAUGCCGACCACAACAAGUCCCUGGCCGAGGGCUACUUUGACUCUGCUGGGAGGCUGACUCCUGAGUUCUCACAGCGUGUAACCAACAAGAUUCAGGAGCUCCUUCAGCAGAUGGAGAGAGGCCUGAAGUCAGCAGACCCUCGAGAUGGCACUGCAUACACAGGCUGGGCAGGCAUUGCUGUGCUGUACCUCCAUCUCCACGAGGUGUUCGGGGACCCUGCCUACCUGCAGAUGGCGCACAGCUACGUGAAGCAGAGCCUGAACUGCCUCAGCAGGCGCUCCAUCACCUUCCUGUGCGGCGACGCGGGCCCCCUGGCCGUGGCCGCCGCGCUGUAUCACAGGACGAACAACGAGAAGCAGGCAGAGGAUUGCAUCACCCGGCUGGUUCACCUAAAUAAGAUCGAUCCGCAUGCUCCAAAUGAACUGCUGUACGGACGGAUCGGCUACAUCUACGCUCUUCUUUUUGUCAAUAAGAACUUUGGAACAGAAAAAAUUCCCCAAAGCCAUAUUCAGCAGAUUUGUGAAACCAUUUUAACCUCUGGAGAAAACCUAGCUAGAAAGAGAAACUUCACGGCCAAGUCUCCCCUGAUGUAUGAAUGGUACCAGGAGUACUAUGUGGGAGCUGCUCAUGGCCUGGCAGGAAUCUACUACUACCUGAUGCAGCCCAGCCUUCAAGUGAGCCAGGCAAAGUUACAGAGUUUGGUGAAGCCCAGUGUGGACUUUGUCUGCCAGCUGAAAUUCCCCUCUGGCAAUUACCCUCCGUGUCUAGAUGAUAAUAGAGAUCUGCUUGUUCACUGGUGCCACGGUGCCCCUGGGGUGAUCUACAUGCUCACGCAGGCCUAUAAGGUGUUCGGGGAAGAGCGGUACCUGAGCUACGCCUACCAGUGCGCUGACGUGGUCUGGCAGCACGGCCUGCUGAAGAAGGGCUACGGGCUGUGCCACGGCGCCGCGGGCAAUGCCUACGCCUUCCUGACGCUCUACAACCUCACGCAGGACCACAAGUACCUGUACAGGGCUUGUAAGUUUGCUGAAUGGUGCUUAGACUACGGAGAACACGGGUGCAGGACCCCGGACACCCCCUUCUCCCUCUUCGAAGGGAUGGCGGGAACCAUCUACUUCCUGGCGGACCUGCUUGUCCCCACCAAAGCCAAGUUCCCCGCAUUUGAGCUGUGAGGGGACAGCACGGCCUGCAGCCCAUGGCGGACCCUUUCUGUACAUCCACGCCCAGACUCCGCGCUUGGGCUGCUUCUCACAGAAACAGGACCCAGUCGUACACUCGAUUUAGUUGGUUUCUGUUAUUUUUUGUAUUUGUCUUAGUUCAGUUUUUUGUUUUUACUUUUACUGUAUUCGAAAUUAUGCGAGGAAGUCAUUACUUUUGAGUUUCUACUGACAGGAAAGAUAGGUGAUGGAACAUUAUUUUGAGGUCAUUUACAUAUAUGUCAACGUGGAGAUCUUAAAUUUAUGAAUAUAAGCAUCUAUUUCUGUUGUAAAAAUAUUUAAAAGAAACUAAGUAUAGAUAACAGCUAUGUGAGUGCGCUGAGUGCUGCCUUGCAGCCUCUCCUGUGUGGUCUUCUUCCUCUAACAGUAAAGCGGUUUUAUGGCCUGCUUUUCUCUAUGUGGUGAAAAGGGCAGAGCUAAAACUGUGCUUCCACGAGAAGAAUUUCAGAGCCAGGACACCAGCUCCUGGACCCUGUGGCCGGCCUCGCUGUUAGAAGCAGCCGGGCUCCCGCUGCCAGCUUGUGACUCAAAGACCAAACUGCAUGUCGGCGCCGCGGACAUCUGACUCAAAGUUAGUUCAGGAUAAGCUAAUAUUAGCAUGUUCGUGUUUUCUCUAUAGUGAUCGAGUGUGUGUGUGAACUGUGACACAGGUCUGUCUGUGUGUCCUUUGGCAUUCCCACGCGUUCAGGGCACAGGUGUUCUGUGCUGUGGCCACAGACACUCGUCUUCCUUCCUGCUCUGUUGGACUUGGAACUCAGACUGGUGUUGUCCUUACUCUGCGGUGACAGUGCUUCCAUGCUGGCUGUGUAGUAAAAACCAUGAGCUUUGUUCCUGUCAGGUCACCUAACGUCUUUUACCAUGAUACAGCCUUCUGCCUCUGCUUACAAGGUGACAGGCAGGGAAGCGUGUGGCUGGUAACUCGAAAAAGAACGGUUAGGUCCUAACAGAAACCGUGUAUUAGGGGUCUUCCCAGAGGUAGUGCCUGUGACACACAGUCCUCGCGCAUCCAAGGCCUAGCAGGUCACAGUCUGCAACCACAGAAGGGCCCUUGCCCUACACAGUGGACACAGACCCCUGGUGGUGCAGACUGCAGAUGCUCUGACUCAUCAGCGCUCCUCCUCCUCCCUUUGCCGCCUUCACCAGGCGCGGGAGUCACUUUCCGAGUGACUAGAACGUUAUGUGGCUUUAAAACAGCAGGUCUAAGAACUUUCAAUGUGCCUAUUUCAUAGCUCUCUUGGUCACGAAAAUGUUUCUGUUAGAACUCUAAACCAAAUGCCCUAGAUACAGUGUACGCUAGUGCCUGUCGAUAGCAGUUCUGUUAUUUUUUUCAUUCAGCACCAAAAUACCUAAUAAUAUUGGAAAUUGACCCUUGAAAGGCAGCUGACAGUAGGAUCUACAGAGCCUCCCAUGGUUCCACUCCCGGGUCUGGAUUCUCCCUCUGUGACUCGUGAAGUCCAGGACUUGCAGCCCAGAUGCCGAGGUGCCCUGGCCAGCUGUGUGCCAGCUGUGCUUUCCUCUUGAGUUCCAGAUCUGCAGUGUUGGCCUUACAGGAAUGCGUACAAGGAGUGCAUGGCAGAGCCCACCUGCCUUGGCUGGGUGGCAGGCUUAAAAGCACAAGGCUCUCCUGCUUCAGUGAAGUGUAUUACACUGCGCCUGCACUUUGAGCUACCAGUUACCCCCAGGGCAGAGAGAGGAGCGCACGCCCUGUCCAAGCCGGCGAGGACAAGCAUGGCCGCUUCUCCAAGGCAGGCGUCUCGCUUAGCUUAACCCCAGACGCGGACCCCAGCAGGGAGAACACCCUUACGGGAUUCUCCUCACUAUCUGCAUUAUAGGUCAGUUACUGUCCUCCUCUGUUAAAAAAUUCACCGCCAUAAACAGAACUCAAGUUUGUAGUGUCUUAAAGACCGUUACUAAACUGGCCAGACAGUGCCACUGUUCACUUUAUUUAAGCCUAAGGGCUAUUUGUAAUAGGGUUUUAAACUCAGGCAGAAGGAACAAAGCCAAGACAAUACCUUCACACCGUGGAAGUGACUAAGAGAAACCUUUCCAUCUUCAGAGGGAGGCCGCGUCAGGACUGUAGCUCUGUUUCUACUGUGCUUCUCCCUCAGAUGCUCUUCUCAGUAAAAAGUAAGCAAACCGAAAGUAGUUGCCUAGAGGAACUCCACAGCACCUCUUACCUGCCUGCAGACUCGGUAGUGAACCCCUCAGUGCUUGCCAGGCAGCAUGCAUUCACCCUGGGACAGGCGCCUGUCCGUGUGCUGAUGAGAGGUUGCAGUGGGUGCCUCCUCCUCACGCAGAGGUGUUAGCAUGAUCACAGGUGUUCCCAGAGCCCCGUCGGCAUUUAAUCCACAGCCACGUGCCUCCCUCUUCACGUGCAGUGUCAGUUUCAAUUAUUUAUAAUCAGAGUCUCCGCGGUAGAUGGAGUUUCUGAGCUAUUCUCUGCUUACUACCGUCUUCUUGAAUAGCCGAGUUGGGAGGCGGACUCCGUUCUGUACCCUCAGGUUAAUUGGUGUCCGGUCUUUGCAUGCCCUGUCUUCUACCGGCUGACUCUGAAACAGAAAAAGUCAACAGGGAACAUUUAUUUAUACACUCUGUUAGCUAUGAGGGCUCAUCUGUAGUCACCUGAUUACCAAACUGAAUUCCGAUCCCAUUUCUGCUUCCCCAGAAGGGCGAGGAGCACAGUUCUGAGUGUUGCAUACGCUGAGCUUUGGAACCGUUUCUCAUCUAUAAACACAAAGCAACACCCAAGCAACUGGGGCACUCAGGAGCCCGCUGAGUGGUGUAUUAUAAGAAGGGCUUGGAUUGUACCUAUUUAUAUGUUGUAUAAAGGGUUAACUUACUGGUCCUCAAUAAAAAAUUUAUUAGAGCUA